UCCCGCAGUGAACCCGUCGAUGCCUUUCAAGCUUUUUGCCCUUUCGGGCAUUUCCGCGCUGCAGCCGCUGGGGGCGCCAACAGCACAGAGCAGAGCAGAGCGAAGCUCUUCUGGCUGCCUGAAACUGUUUGCUUCGGGGCGGAUUUUAGCAGCGACUUCUCUUGCAGACAGCUCACCGAGGCGGCGGCGCGCUUAUCACACUGCAAGACUGGGCAAAAGAGUUUCCUAUUUCCCAAACCAGUUCCUAAAGCUUAUCAGCCAAUCUGACGGAACAAUGACCCCCUUUCCGAUUGCUGGCCUCCUCCUCCUCUUUGUGGUUGGCUAUGGGUCCUCUGAGAACUCCAGUACCUCCAGAGGGUGUGGACUGGAUCUUCUUCCGCAGUAUGUUUACCUCUGUGAUCUGGAUGCUAUCUGGGGGAUAGUGGUGGAAGCCGUGGCUGGAGCUGGGGUGCUGACGACGUUGCUGCUGAUGUUGAUCUUGCUGGCGAGGUUGCCCUUCAUCAAGGAGAAGGAGAAGAAGAGUCCUCUGGGGGUGCAUUUCCUCUUCCUUUUAGGGACCUUGGGACUCUUUGGCUUGGCGUUUGCAUUCAUCAUACAGGAAGACGAGACAAUAUGCGCAGUCCGCCGUUUUCUGUGGGGGGUCCUCUUCGCGCUGUGCUUCUCCUGUUUGCUCGCCCAGGCCUGGAGGCUACGGAAACUGGUGCGGCACGGCAAAAGCCCAUCUGGAUGGCAGCUGGUGGGUGUGGCCAUUUGCCUUGCUCUGGUCCAAGUCAUUAUUGCUACGGAGUGGCUGAUAUUGACCAUUGUGAGAGAUGGGAAGUUGGCGUGCAGUUACGAGCCGAUGGAUUUUGCCAUGGCUUCCAUCUAUGUCAUGUUUUUGAUAGUGGUAACUGUGGGUUUUUCUUUCUUCACGGUCUGCGGGAAGUUUAAGAAGUGGAAGAAGAAUGGCAUCUGCCUCAUUAUAGCCAGCUUUUUCUCAAUUCUUAUUUGGGUUGCUUGGCUGACUAUGUAUCUGUUUGGUAACAAAGAACUGGGGAGAAGAGACCAAUGGAGUGACCCAACUCUGGCAAUAGCCCUGGUGUCCAGUGGCUGGGUAUUUGUGAUCUUUCACUCUAUCCCGGAGGUCCACUGCUCCAUUCUUCCAUCUCAACAAGAAAACACACCGAAUUAUUUUGAUACUUCACAACCGCGCAUGCGUGAGACAGCUUUUGAGGAUGACCUUCAGCUUCCGCGGAGCUACAUGGAAAACAAAGCCUUUUCAAUGGACGAACAUAAUGCAGCUUUACGAACUGCAGGAUUUCGCAACGGCAGCUUGGGAAGCCGUCCGAGCGCUCCCUUCAGAAGCAACGUCUACCAGCCCACUGAGAUGGCGGUGGUCUUAAAUGGUGGGACUAUUCCAACCGCUCCGCCAAGUUACACUGGAAGACACCUUUGGUGAAAAAGCUUUUAGGCUUUAGAGGAGGAGAGAGAAUGAUUCCCAGAUUUUAUAUCCUGGCAGUGUGUCUUUAUGAGGGAAGAGUCAAUGCUAGCAAAGGACAAAGCAACGCAAAGCAGCAUCCCAACAACCAGGAGCUUGGGAUGGCCUAGAUCCAAUAGCUUGUUUUACUUUUUAAAAAAACAAAACAAAAAUGUGAACCUUCGUUGAAUUGAUAAGCUAACCGCAAAAGCAAAACCUCUGCAGUGAAAUAAAAGCUGAAACUAAAUUUAAAAAUAGGUGUAGGGGACACAGUGUUCUGAAACGGCAAGAGAGCUUUUGGCUGAAGCCGGUGUGCGAGGCAAAUCAGUUGCUUUGGAAAAUGAAAUAAAACUAAAUAUGUCAAAUCAA
Heteronotia binoei (common prickly gecko) is the source of this 1825-nucleotide messenger RNA. It is a transcript of the gene GPRC5B, whose product is annotated as G protein-coupled receptor class C group 5 member B. Gene Ontology annotation, biological process: visual perception; G protein-coupled receptor signaling pathway. Gene Ontology annotation, cellular component: signaling receptor complex; intracellular membrane-bounded organelle; extracellular exosome. Bases 20 to 1438 code for a protein of 472 amino acids. The transcript is spliced from 4 exons. NCBI's taxonomy places the organism in Eukaryota, Metazoa, Chordata, Lepidosauria, Squamata, Gekkonidae. Gene Ontology annotation, molecular function: protein kinase binding; G protein-coupled receptor activity; sevenless binding. The record is from RefSeq and is a predicted model, not a curated record.